This is a messenger RNA of Clavispora lusitaniae ATCC 42720, 3222 nucleotides long. RefSeq names its product inositol polyphosphate kinase (gene AFL1). Gene Ontology annotation, cellular component: cytosol. The record is from RefSeq and is a predicted model, not a curated record. Gene Ontology annotation, biological process: inositol phosphate biosynthetic process; inositol metabolic process. Gene Ontology annotation, molecular function: diphosphoinositol pentakisphosphate kinase activity; 5-diphosphoinositol pentakisphosphate 1-kinase activity; inositol hexakisphosphate kinase activity. Lineage: Eukaryota; Fungi; Ascomycota; Pichiomycetes; Serinales; Metschnikowiaceae.
AUGGACCCAAAGCAGCCCGACACGGCGGAGAAAAAAGCCAUGGCGUCGAUUGCGCCCAUGCUUGAAAGCUUCACGCCCAAAACCAGCGCCGAGGAAAACGGCAUGCCCAUGAUCACGCGGCGCCAGUCCGAGGAGGAAAACAGAACCAGUCUGAGCUCGCUGUGGGACGCUUUCCCCCGCCUCAACAAGACAGCAUCCAACUCGUCUGUGGGCAAUGGCACCGGCAGCAUCACUGGCGGCAACACGGCUGCAAACGCCACUGGAAACGGCGCCCCUGCUCCGUUGACGAAAAUCGGCAAAAUCGGUGUCUGUGCCAUGGACGCCAAGGCCAUGUCCAAGCCAUGCCGGCGCAUCUUGAACCGCUUGAUCGAGAACGGCGAGUUUGAAACGGUCAUUUUCGGCGACAAGGUCAUUUUGGACGAGAGUAUCGAAAACUGGCCCACGUGCGAUUUUUUGAUCAGUUUCUUCUCCACGGGCUUCCCGCUCGAUAAGGCCAUUGCCUACGCCAAGUACCGCCAGCCGUACAUGAUCAACGACUUGGUGUUGCAAAAAACCUUGUGGGACCGCCGCCUUGUCUUGUGCAUCUUGAAUCAUGCCAACGUCCCCACUCCUGAACGCUUGGAGAUCUCGCGUGACGGCGGGCCCCGCAUCUCGCAAGAGCUCAAGGACAAGUUGGUCGAGGUCGGCUUGCCGCAGGAUGCUGUUGACCGCUUGUGCAACCAGAAGGAGCCCACGUGGUACAUGGAAGACGAAGACACCUUGUGUGUGGACGGGAAGAAAAUGACCAAGCCGUUUGUCGAGAAGCCUGUGGAUGGCGAGGACCAUAAUGUGUACAUCUACUACCCUGCCGCCACCGGAGGCGGAGGACGCCGUCUUUUCCGGAAAAUCGGCAAUAAGUCCUCGGAGUUUGACCCAACAUUGAGCUCUCCACGUACUGAGGGCUCGUUCAUCUACGAAAAGUUCAUGGACACUGACAACUUCGAGGAUGUCAAGGCGUACACAGUAGGCCCAGACUUUUGCCAUGCAGAAACACGGAAAUCGCCUGUGGUGGAUGGAAUUGUGCGGCGCAAUACACACGGCAAGGAAAUCCGCUUUGUCACCGAGCUUACGCCAGCGGAGAAAACCAUGGCCCGCAACAUCAGCCGCAUUUUCCGCCAGGCCAUUUGUGGCUUUGACCUAUUGCGCGUCAAUGGACAGUCCUUUGUCAUUGACGUGAAUGGCUUUUCGUUCGUUAAGGACAAUAACGAGUACUAUGAUUCGUGCGCCGCCAUCUUGCGGCGGCUCUUCAUCGAGGCAAAGAAACGCCGUGACGUGCUCAAAACCCGGAUUCCACCUUCUCUUAUCAACCAGUCGCAGUUUGAGCAGAAAGAACAGAAGUGGGUCUUCAAAGGCAUGGUUUCGGUGAUCCGCCACGCAGACCGUACACCCAAACAAAAGUUCAAGUACCUGUUCCGGCUGCCGUUGUUCAUUUCUCUUUUGAAGGGCCAUAAGGAGGAGGUGAUUAUCCGGGCAGUGCCGGAUUUGCGUGUAGUGUUACAGACCGUGAAAGUGGCUGAGGAGAAGCAGCUCGAGGACCUCAAGAAGUUGCGCCAAUUGCGCGAAGCGUUGGAGAAGAAAAUCGAUUUCCCAGGUACCAAAAUCCAGUUGAAGCCAUCCUUGAAUGCUGCAGACCCGGAAAUUGUCGACAAGGUUCAGUUUAUUUUGAAGUGGGGUGGUGAACCAACGCAUUCGGCAAAGCACCAGGCUUCCGAUGUUGGUGAACAGCUUCGCCAGAAUAUCAAGUUGUUAAACAAGGAAGCAUUGAAUGAUGUGAAAGUUUAUACUCUGUCAGAGCGGCGAGUCAUUGCCAGUGCCCACUUGGCCACGUGCUCCAUGUUGGGCUUGGAAGACUUGCCUGACGAUUUCUUGAUCAUCCGCAAAGAUUUAUUGGACGAUCUGAAUGCCGCCAAAGAUCUCAUGGACAAGGUCAAGAAGAAGUUGAAGCCGUUGUUGCGUCAAGGAGCAGAAGCACCACGCCAGUUCACUUGGCCACCUCGUAUGCCGCAGCCAUUUGUGGUGAUCAAGCGUGUUUGUGAGUUGAUGAACUACCAUCGUGAGAUUAUGCACCACAACUUUGAGAAACACGACGUGUCUAAGUUCCAAGAAACGUGGUGCUGUGGUGAAGACCCGCAAUUGUUCCGCGAACGUUGGGACAAGUUAUUCCUGGAGUUUACGACGGUGGAGAAAACCCAUCCUUCUAAGAUCUCCGAAUUGUACGACACCAUGAAGUACGAUGCGCUUCACAAUAGACAUUUCUUGCAAAAUGUGUUUGCCUACGAUCCAAACGACAAUGAGUUGAUGCAACGCUUAGCCAAAGUCUGCGGUGACACUAUCAAUUCUCUGGGCUUGGUUUCUGAGUAUCCAAUCAACAUUUUAGCGAUGAACAACUUUAAGCUUCCAAGCGACCCAACGUCAAGCGGAAACUCGGCGUCCAAUUCUACCGCUAAUCUACUGAACAUUGCAAACUCUACCGCGUCUGCUGGGUCUUUGGGUUGGGUUUUGAAAGGUGCCACGGCGUCCGUGCUGGAAUCUUCUGCUAAUAACGAGUCCAACACUAAGGGCAAACCGCUGUUGAAGGCGCCCGACAAUCCAUUUGACCACCCAACGUUCGCUCGUCUCCGUGAGUUGUAUCGUCUUUCUAAAGUGUUGUUUGACUUCAUCUGUCCACAAGAGUAUGGUAUCAAGGACGAGGAGAAGUUGGACAUUGGCUUGUUGACUUCGCUUCCUUUGGCAAAACAAAUUUUGUCGGACAUCCAGGAUAUGAAAAAGCAUGACAAGGCUGCAGUGGUGAACUACUUCACUAAGGAGUCGCAUAUCUACACUUUGUUGAACAUCAUCUAUGGAUCGCAGCUCCCAAUGAAGAUUGCACGUAACGCAUUGCCCGAGUUGGACUACUUGUCACAAAUUGUGUUUGAGAUUUACGAGUCCGGUGAUCCAAAUAGUCCUUCUGGCCAGAAACACUCCAUCCGGUUAUCUUUAUCACCUGGAUGCCACACCCAGGAUCCAUUGGACGUGAGCCUUGAUGACGACCACUACAUUGGAUGUAUUCCUCGCAUCAGUUUGACCAGACAUUUGGAUAUGGACUUGGUCAGUCAGAAGUUGAAGUCGCGGUUCCCUCGUGUGUCUUUGCCAAAGAAGUUCACACCGGUCAACAUUUCGAGUCCUCUCACAACAGCAUUGUAG